Molecule: messenger RNA, 3822 nt
Organism: Rhodamnia argentea
Lineage: Eukaryota; Viridiplantae; Streptophyta; Magnoliopsida; Myrtales; Myrtaceae
Product: DNA-directed RNA polymerase III subunit 2
Exons: 39
Coding region: 331-3792 (1153 amino acids)
Biological process (GO): DNA-templated transcription
Cellular component (GO): RNA polymerase III complex
Molecular function (GO): DNA binding; ribonucleoside binding; DNA-directed RNA polymerase activity
Source: RefSeq, a predicted model, not a curated record
UCCCUCUAAAAGUAAAACCCCUCUAAAACCCCACCUUCGACCGACGCCCAGUUCGCUGCCCCUGCGCCACAGACUCCACCCCCGCCCGACGUCGCCACCACCUGUCAGCCGCCGCACCUCCAUCACGGCCCAGCAAGUGCCUCAGCCACAUCGCACGCCCGCUCGACCCUUCUCGGCGGUCGCUUCCGUCUCAUUCCGGUGCAAGAGGUUUUCCAGUUAGCGAACUACCAAACUGGCUGUCCAAUUGCUAUUCCUGCAAUUUCCUUAUAUUUAAUUUCGUGAACUGAUCGCGCAGAGCUAAAAGCUAAAACUUUGCAGCUUUUUUAGCUCAUGGAAGACCUCCGCAACAAAAGUCACUCGGAUGUCGACUAUCAAAAGAUAGCCGCUCCAAUAAAAUCAGCUGUUGACAAAUUCCAGCUCGUGCCCGAGUUCUUGAAGGUGCGAGGGCUAGUCAAGCAACACUUGGAUUCUUUUAAUUAUUUUGCAAACACGGAGAUAAAGAAGAUUGUCCGUGCUAAUGACAAGAUCGUGUCAAACAUCGAUCCCAACCUUUAUCUCAGGUUUAAAGAUGUCAGAAUUGGCAAUCCAACUGUAGCUAUGGGGGAUGGUGUUGUGGAGGAUCUCUCUCCUCAAAAGUGCCGUUUGACAGAUAUGACGUAUGCUGCUCCAAUUUUGGUUGAUGUGGAGUAUACCAAAGGAAGUCAUGGAGGAUAUAGCUUGUCAGAAAAGAAUGAUGUUGCAAUUGGAAGAAUGCCUGUCAUGCUUCGCAGCUGUUGCUGCGUUCUAUUUGGGAAAGAUGAAGAUGAACUUGCAAGACUCGGUGAGUGCCCCCUGGAUCCGGGAGGGUAUUUUAUAAUAAAAGGAACAGAAAAGGUGAUACUAAUACAAGAACAACUGUCGAAGAACAGGAUAAUUAUCGUUACUGACAAGAAGGGGAACAUAAAUGCAUCUGUUACUAGUAGCACAGAAGCCACAAAGAGCAAAACUGUGGUUGUGAUGGAAAAAGAGAAGAUGUACUUACAACUCAAUCAGUUUGCAAAGAAUAUUCCAAUUAUGAUAGUCAUGAAGGCAAUGGGAAUGGAAAGCGAUCAAGAGGUAGUCCAGAUGAUCGGCAGAGAUCCUAGAUAUGGUGCCCUUCUUCUUCCAUCGAUUGAGGAAUGUGCAAGCCUUGGUAUAUUUACGCAACAACAAGCUCUUGAGUUCCUCGAGGGAAAGGUGAAGAAGUUGCCAUAUGCAAAUCUUUUGACAGGAAAGGCAGGUAGAGCUAUGUCUAUACUUCGAGAUGUAUUUCUUGCUAACGUGCGGGUGAUCAAGAAUAACUUCCGCCCUAAGUGUAUAUAUGUUGCUGUGAUGUUACGACGCAUGAUGGAAGCAAUUUUGAAUAAGGAUGCGAUGGAUGAUAAGGAUUACGUGGGAAACAAGCGGUUGGAGUUAUCUGGCCAAUUAAUUUCCCUGCUUUUUGAGGACUUGUUUAAGACUAUGAUCAGCGAGGUCCAAAAGCAGGCAGAUAAUGUGUUAUCAAAGCGCAGCAGGUCAAGCCCACUUGACUUUUCUAUGUUAUUACCUAGGGAUAUUAUAACUGUUGGCUUAGAAAGGGCCCUUUCAACUGGAAAUUGGGAUGUCAAACGUUUCAGGAUGCACAGGAAGGGCAUGACACAGGUGCUGGCUCGGCUAUCCUUUAUAGGGACAUUGGGUUAUGUGACCCGAAUCUCACCUCAGUUUGAGAAGUCAAGGAAAGUUAGUGGACCUAGGGCUUUGCAACCAAGCCAGUGGGGAAUGCUCUGCCCAUGUGACACUCCAGAGGGUGAGGCUUGCGGUCUAGUAAAGAAUUUGGCUUUGAUGACUCAUGUUACCACUGAUCAAGAGGAGGGUCCACUAAUAUCUUUGUGCUACUGUUUGGGUGUCGAAGACUUGGAACUACUAUCUGGUGAAGAGCUGCAUACACCCAAUUCAUUCUUGGUUAUUUUUAAUGGGCUCAUUCUGGGCAAGCAUAGGAGACCACAGAGAUUUGCGAACACUAUGAGGAAGUUACGGAGAAUUGGCCGAAUAGGCGAGUUUGUUAGUGUCUUUGUCAAUGAAAAGCAGCUUUGUGUUUACAUUGCUUCUGAUGGUGGGCGGGUAUGUCGUCCCCUUGUUAUUGCUGACAAAGGUAUAUCAAGGAUCAAAGAGCAUCAUAUGAAGGGACUGUUGGAUGGAGCACGUACUUUUGAUGAUUUUGUGCGAGAAGGUUUGGUUGAAUAUUUGGACGUCAAUGAGGAGAAUAACGCUUUGAUCUCUUUAUAUGAAUGGGAGGCUACUCCAGAGACAACUCAUAUUGAGAUAGAGCCAUUCACCAUCCUCGGUGUUUGUGCUGGGCUAAUUCCUUUUCCUCAUCAUAACCAGUCGCCUCGAAAUACAUACCAGUGUGCAAUGGGGAAGCAGGCAAUGGGGAAUAUUGCUUAUAAUCAGUUGCUUCGGAUGGACACGCUACUGUAUCUGUUGGUCUACCCUCAACGUCCUUUGUUAACAACAAGAACUAUUGAACUGAUUGGAUACGACAAGCUUGGAGCUGGGCAGAAUGCGACUGUUGCAGUGAUGAGUUACAGUGGCUAUGAUAUAGAGGAUGCAAUUGUCAUGAAUAAAUCGUCUUUGGAUCGUGGAUUCGGUCAUUGUAUAGUGAUGAAAAAGUAUAGUGCCAUCAAUCAGAAGUAUGAAAAUAAGACAUCAGACAGAAUACUCAGGCCACCUAGGAAAGAUGACAUAAACAAGAAAGGUGAAAAUCCAGACUGGGAAAGGAUGCAGAUAUUGGAUAACGAUGGAAUCGCUGCACCUGGGGAAAUUAUUAGGCCAAAUGAUGUUUACAUUAACAAGGAAUCCCCUAUCAUAACAAAGGGAGAACCGGUAAUGGUUGGGCUGAAAGAUAGUGACUAUAAGCCUAGCCGACAAACAUUUAAGGGCACUGAAGGCGAGUCUUGCGUUGUGGAUAGAGUGACCCUCUGUUCAGAUAAGAACAACAAUUUAUCAAUUAAGUUCAUGAUUCGGCAUACUCGUCGACCUGAGGUUGGAGACAAAUUCAGCAGCAGACAUGGGCAGAAGGGAGUUUGUGGUACCAUUGUUCAGCAAGAAGACUUUCCGUUUUCUGAACGUGGGAUUUGCCCUGAUUUGAUUAUGAAUCCUCAUGGUUUUCCAAGUCGAAUGACAGUAGGUAAGAUGAUUGAGCUGCUUGGUAGUAAAGCUGGAGUUUCAUGUGGAAGGUUUCAUUAUGGUAGUGCAUUUGGUGAACCAAGUGGUCAUGCAGACAGGGUCGAGGCUAUAAGUGAAACCCUUGUCAAGCAUGGCUUCAGCUACAAUGGAAAGGACUUUCUCUAUUCAGGUAUAACUGGUUGCCCUCUUCAGGCCUAUAUUUUUAUGGGGCCAAUUUACUACCAGAAGUUGAAACACAUGGUCUUGGAUAAAAUGCAUGCUCGGGGCAGUGGUCCACGUGUGAUGCUAACCAGACAACCAACUGAAGGAAGAGCCAGGAAUGGAGGGCUAAGAGUUGGAGAGAUGGAACGUGAUUGUUUGAUAGCUUAUGGUGCAAGUAUGCUUAUCUACGAGCGCCUGAUGUUAUCUAGUGAUCCUUUCGAGGUUCAGGUUUGCAGAGCUUGUGGUUUGUUAGGAUAUUACAACCAUAAGCUCAAAACAGGAAUAUGUUCUUCGUGUAAGAAUGGGGACAACAUUUCAACUAUGAAAUUGCCAUAUGCUUGCAAGCUUUUAAUCCAGGAGUUGCAAUCGAUGAAUAUUGUUCCGCGGUUGAAACUAGCUGACUUGUGAUGGGACUUUCUCAUGAUGUAUACAACCUUG